UUUUUUUUUUUUUAAAUUGAAAUGCCCAAGCAGACUGAUUUAAAGGCACACUCCGACCAAUAACCGAUAAAUCCCAUUUCAAGUUGGAAAAUUGAAUGAAUUCUUCCGUUGCAUAAACGGAAAGAGUGAGAAGAAAAAGAACGAAAGAGAGAACGAGAGUAAGAGAAAAAACGAUAGAGCAGGAGAGAAAGAGUGUUAGAGUUUGAGAAAGAGUGUGAGGUGGAGAAAGAGAGUGCGAGACGGAAAUGAGGGUGUAAACGGGACAACUCAGCAUUAUAUAUUUAAAUCAAUAAACAAAAUCAACAAGCGAUUGAAGCGCGAGCACAAACACACAGACACCGACGUGACAACCGUGCACAACCGACACAAGCAAAAAUCAUCGAAACCAAUUUAUCUAACGCCCGAGAUUGUGUGAUAAUCGCGCGCCGCGCGCAUUGUAUGUAUACUUUUAUCUAGUGAUAAUAAUUGUGAGUACACGACAACAAGGAGGCGCAACGCACUAGCAGUAAAUUCUGAUUUGAUUUUGUUCCGUCAUUCAAAUGUAGCAAGAAAAAAAAAAGAAGAGAAGAGAAGACAAACAGCAACAGCAACUGCAAUCAAAACUCAUCGCACACUCACACACACGCAUACACUGAAAUUGACCGACUGCAAACAGUGAUUCGAAUUUACCGAAAUCAAGACGAAGAAGAGCAACGUGAACGGGCACACAGAGUGAAAUAGAUUGUGUGUAAGGGUGGUUCAUAUGCCGCUAGUACAUCGCCAACAACAGAUAUACAUUGAGCUAAAAUUAAUCGUUGCGAUUCUUUUCUGUUCUCAAUUGUUGUUUUUUUUUGUUGCUCGCCCAUUCAUUCAAAGUGUUGUACUGUCUCAUCACUGAGCCGCUCUAACGGUUCUGUACAGCAAGAAAAAAACAACGAGUCAAUAAAAAUGUUAUUACGUACAUAGAUCGAGUGACAAGCAAGGAACUGAUUUAAGUGAAGAGAAAAAAAAGUGACAAGAAAAGACGGCAAAACACUUCGAGUCGACAAAGGAUACGGUGAACGAAGAGACAGAAAGAAAAACCACAGACAAUUUUCAAUUCGUUACUCUUGUUUUGACACAAUUUAUGUGCAGUGCUUUAGACAUUUAAUUAAGAAAAUCAAAUCAAAAGGAGAACAAAAUAAACACUUGCAUCGAUGCUGACUAUGUUUAGUCUGCGAACUCAUUUUGAUUGGUAACAACAAUAACGGUUAACCGUUAACUCGGCUGCAACAGUGCGCGAUUAGGAAAACUCGACAAAGUGAUUUUCAUCGCGUUGCAGAGUGUGACGUGAUUUUAUUAUUUUUUCGGAUUUUGGUCACUCAUAUGCCAAUGACGAGGCCAUCUGAUUUAACCAAUUUUAAGGGAAUACAACAAAUUCAACACAUUACAAUGGCUCAUCAUCGAAAUACAAGGCGAAACGGCAGUGCGCACAACGCACUUUUCAUUGCAUUGAUCACACUUUCGAUAUCAACUUUGGGCAACGCGUCCACCAUUCAUCGACAUUCACGUGAAAUCGAUGGCGAAAAGCUGAACGAUUUCACGAUAAAACAUUUGGAAAGCAGCAAUAGCAGCAGUAAAAAUGAUACAAUUAGUAUUGUAAAUAAUAAUUUAAGUAAUAUGAACGAUAGCCAUGCUUACGGCUAUCAUUCUGAUGAUAAGACGAUCAUCAACUCAGGAGCUCACUCACAACCCAUUGUUGCACCAGCCGAACCAAAAAGACAAUUGAGGUGUCACUGUAAUGACUGCCCGCAGAAUACAUGCGAAACGGAUGGCCUUUGUUUUACAUCGGUGGAAGCGCGUAAAAAUGAUCGAUGGAAGCUUACUUAUUCGUACAGCUGUUUGAAUAAGACGUACUAUCUGCCGGGCCGGCGUCCAUUGGAAUGUGAGGUGAACAAGGAGAAACGAGAUACGUACAAUGUGAAAUGCUGUUCCACUGAUUUUUGCAAUAAUGAUAAAACGCUCACAUUGGAAAGAAAUCGUCCAGGAGUAGGUAGUUUCUAUUCGGAGCUAACGACCUGGGAAUUGAUCUUCAUGAUAUUUGGGGCAACAUUGCUAUUUUGUUUGGUCACUCUAUCGAGCUAUUGGUACAUGCAGCGUCGCAAGCGCGGCGUCCUCCGUUCUGGCAUGCGUCCAUUCCUACCAUCCGAAGACUCGGUUUGUGAUCCAAUUCUCAAUGGUAACACCAUCCAAGACAUUAUCGAAAUGACAACGUCCGGCUCUGGAUCAGCUGGUCUUCCGUUGUUGGUGCAGCGAUCGAUUGCCCGUCAAAUUCAGCUGAUCGAAGUGAUUGGCAAGGGUCGAUUCGGUGAGGUGUGGCGUGGUAGUUGGCGCGGCGAAUUUGUUGCCGUCAAAAUUUUCUCUAGUCGUGAAGAGUGCUCAUGGUUCCGCGAAGCCGAAAUCUAUCAAACAGUCAUGUUGCGACACGAAAACAUUCUCGGAUUCAUUGCAGCUGAUAACAAAGAUAACGGAACAUGGACACAAUUGUGGCUGGUCACCGAUUUCCAUGAGAAUGGUUCGCUAUUUGAUUUCCUCACAAUGAGAACGGUCGACACAAAAGUCAUGCUGGCCAUGGCACUAUCGAUUGCAACGGGUUUGGCACACUUGCACAUGGACAUCGUUGGCACUCGAGGCAAACCGGCGAUUGCGCAUCGCGAUUUGAAGUCAAAGAAUAUUUUGGUGAAAUCGAAUUUGACUUGUGCUAUCGGUGAUUUGGGAUUGGCUGUUCGGCAUGACAUUAAAACCGACACCGUGGAUAUACCAUCAAAUCAUCGCGUCGGCACCAAACGCUACAUGUCACCAGAGGUGCUGGACGAGUCAAUGAAUAUGAAUCACUUCGAUUCGUUUAAACGGGCCGAUGUGUAUGCGUUCGGCUUGAUUUUGUGGGAGAUAGCGCGACGAUGCAAUUUCGGCGGUGUCUAUGAUGAAUAUCAAUUACCAUACUAUGAUAUGGUGCAACCAGAUCCAACGAUCGAAGAAAUGCGCAAGGUGGUAUGCGUGGACAAACUGAGGCCGAGUAUACCAAAUCGAUGGCAUGUAUCGGACGAGCUGUCAAUCAUAGCGAAGGUGAUGCGUGAAUGUUGGUAUCACAAUCCAGCUGCUCGGCUGACGGCAUUGCGAAUCAAAAAGUCUCUUGCAUACCCGAAAAAUUAUGACGAAAAAAAUAAAAUCAACUGCACUUAAAAAGGGCGUUAGUCUAUUAGCUUCGCUUCAGGAUCUUUAGAUUUUAUGGAAUUUUUUUUUUAAAAUUUGAUAAAAACAAACUUAUUUCAUUGAGUGUUUUGUAUAUAAGAAUUGAUCAUAAAUUAGCAUUUUUAAGACAAAAACUAAAACCAUAAGAACAAAUAGAUGAAACUGUCAUUAAUUUCUCUCCAUUUUAUUUGUAUCUAAAUUUUAUGAGAUAUUGAUAUUACAUUCGAAUUAAAGAAAUAAGUAAAAAAAAAAACAAAACAAAAAAAGAAA
This is a messenger RNA of Sitodiplosis mosellana (orange wheat blossom midge), 3480 nucleotides long. It is a transcript of the gene babo, whose product is annotated as TGF-beta receptor type-1. The transcript is spliced from 10 exons. Gene Ontology annotation, molecular function: activin receptor activity, type I; ATP binding; activin binding. Gene Ontology annotation, biological process: activin receptor signaling pathway; nervous system development; cellular response to growth factor stimulus. Gene Ontology annotation, cellular component: activin receptor complex; plasma membrane. The record is from RefSeq and is a predicted model, not a curated record. Bases 1345 to 3201 code for a protein of 618 amino acids. NCBI's taxonomy places the organism in Eukaryota, Metazoa, Arthropoda, Insecta, Diptera, Cecidomyiidae.